Molecule: messenger RNA, 774 nt
Organism: Psilocybe cubensis
Lineage: Eukaryota; Fungi; Basidiomycota; Agaricomycetes; Agaricales; Agrocybaceae
Exons: 4
Coding region: 1-774 (257 amino acids)
Biological process (GO): clathrin coat assembly; intracellular protein transport; clathrin-dependent endocytosis
Cellular component (GO): clathrin coat of coated pit; plasma membrane; clathrin coat of trans-Golgi network vesicle
Molecular function (GO): structural molecule activity; clathrin heavy chain binding
Source: RefSeq, a predicted model, not a curated record
AUGAGCGACUUACUGGGCGGCGACUUCUCUUCCUCUUUCCAGUCAAAUAAUAGCGAUGAAAUUGACUUUGAACGUGCCGCAUCAGCAUUCCCUGACAUCUCUCUCGAUGGUGAUACCGACAUCCCAAGUGCACCCCCGGCUGCAGGAAGGUCAAAUAGUGGCUUCGCAUUCGACGAAUUCGAUGGAACUGGGUUUGACCAGAGAGACUCUGCAGUGAGAGUCACCGGAGAUGAUGAGAUUGACAAGUUCGAGAGUGACUUCCCUGAUAUUGAUGUCCCACAGCAACACUAUGUACCUCCGCAGCAAACGUCGUUUACCCCUACAUUUGCUCCUCAACCCCAACCUUCUGCGUUUUCAUCUACUCCCAUUCUGAGCCAGACCAUUGAGGAUGAGCCUCAGGUCAUCAAAGAUUGGCGCGAAAAGCAGCAGAAAGAGAUUAACGCUCGCGAUGAAGCAUCGAAAAUUCGUCGGGAGGAAACAAUAGACAAAGCUGAACGCGCUAUCGAAGAGUUCUACGAGAACUAUGCUAAGAAAAAGGAGAGGAGCAUCCGUGACAACAAAAACUCUGAAUCAGAGUACCUCGAAGAACUUCGCUCAUCUCUAGCUUCCGGGACGACCUGGGAUCGCAUCUGCAAUUUGGUUGAGCUGCAGAACUCUCAGAGCAAGACUAUUGCUCGCACAGGGGCAGGCACGACUGAUCUCUCGAGGUUCAAGGAAGUCUUACUCAGACUCAAGCGUGAGGGAGAUGCCGCGCCUGGAGCAGCAGGCUACUAA